Caenorhabditis remanei is the source of this 2796-nucleotide messenger RNA. RefSeq lists its product as uncharacterized. The coding region runs from base 1 to 2796 and encodes 931 amino acids. The transcript has 6 exons. NCBI's taxonomy places the organism in Eukaryota, Metazoa, Nematoda, Chromadorea, Rhabditida, Rhabditidae. The record is from RefSeq and is a predicted model, not a curated record.
AUGGCGUCACUCUCUCCAACUGCUAAUGUUCCCACUGACAAUUCAUUGGAUGCUCAUGAUGGUGCUUCUCUUGUUCCCUGUGUGCUCCAUCGCUCAGAAUCAAAUGACAGCGUAGAUCUCGGAGGAAUUGAUGGGAUUGAGGACACUCAACUCAUGACACAGGAGUCAGUGAAGAAAAACGACCAAAAGAAGACGUCGGCCACUGCUAUCGGGACCCAAGACUGUCAGGAUUCCAUAUCAAUUGUUGCCGACAGAGACAAGAUGAAUAUUCAGCUCAGAUUCAGAACGUGGGGGAAUCUACGUUUUUUUACUAUUCUGGAUUUGCGAAUCGUCAUGAGAGGUGAGUUGGAAAACUUUGAUUUUGCGGCGUUUCCAUCUCCGUCGUAUUAUGCGCCUACGACAUCCUCAACAAGGCUAUUUCCAGCGAUCCUCGCAUGCAUACUGCUCGUCGGAGUGUUAUGUCAAGAGCCAGCACUCCUGAAAGCUCCAAUUCUUGAUCGGAUGAGUUCCAACGAAGCCACUCCACUGGAGAAGGAACAAGUGUUCACUCAACUCAAGAAUAUCAUCAAUUCAGCCAAGUUUCCUUGGUACAAAUCGAAUCUUCAUAAAGUUGUCAAGGACAACGCAGGAUAUAUGAAUUCUGUUGAUGUCGGAGGUGAUGCUGGUGCAAAAGCACUUGUAGAGCUAAAAGAAACUCGCACAAAGUCGGAAAAUCCGCAGAAUGUGUUGGAUUUCUUGGAGAUAUGUUUGGAAUUCAUGAAUAAGAAUACGAUUCCGGAGACUUCGAAAUGGUGGUUCUUCAAUGAAGCAGUGAUAUUUCUGAACAGAGGAUACAAACUGGAACAGCUCAAGGAUUUAUUGAUUCGUAGAGAUUGGAUGCUACCGGUGAACGUGUUGGAGGCAUUGGAGAUCUUGUACAGAACUCCGACUGAAGUUCUUCAACCAAAUGAAAUUCCAAAGAUUCCUUCCGAGAGAGUCAAGAAUGUAUAUGUGGCACCGACUGAUCCGAUGGUUGGACCAAUCACGUUAUUAGGCUAUGGAAAGUUAAAUGAGGAUUGGGAAGCGGAUUCAUUCCUACGAAACAAGUCGAUGUUUCAAACUUUUGAAGAUGGUACGGGUGCCAGAUUCCUAUGGGGCUACUGGUAUAUUGUAAACAAUGAAGCCAAAGCAGAAAAUCUUUCGGAUAGUCUUCAAUGGGUAUUGUGGAUUAAAGAUUCGGAAAAAGAAGGGAAUGAACAAUAUCUUAAAUAUUUCAUUGAUCUUCGAGAACACGAACCCAGUGCUAGAUUGAUGGAAGCAGUGAUCGGCGCGUAUUAUUUGACGAAUGGAUCGGAAUUCGAUUCUCUUCAAAAUGUGUUUCGUGGACGUCAUUCCGAAUCGCUUCUUUACUUCAUUAAUUUACUCAAAAGAACACCUGAGCCAUUGUUCAUAAAAUUCGUCAAGAUAAUUUUGAAAUGGAAUGACACAAAGUUAUACGCAAUGAAAAAUUUUGCUUGUUCCCCGACUACAAAUCUGUGGUUCGAAAUGAGAGGAAUCCGCAUCUGCCUUCUCCUAAUCGUAUUGCCUCUCAUGGCCCUUCAACAAUCAUCGAAUCAACACAGUUUUAUUGAUCAGAUGAGCAACAGUCCAACUACAUCGUAUGAGAAGUAUCUGGUGUUCACCGAGUUGAAAACUAUCGUCAAUCAUGCGGAGGCUGAGCAAAGUUACUUGUACAAUCUGAACGAAGUUGUUCGAAAGGGUGAGAUAUACGCGAAUGCCAGUGAAAUUGGAGGCGAAAUCGGUGCGAACGCUGUCGAAAACCUGAAACUAGCAUAUCGGAGCUCCAAGGAUCCAGACAGUUUUAUCAGUUUUCUGAGUACAUGCUUGGCAUUCAUGAAGAAAAUGAGUGUUUCAUUCAAUUGGUUGUUUUUCCAUGGAGCGAUUGAACAGAUGACGAAUGGAAAAGAUGUGUCGCAGUUUGACGGGUUGCUGAAAAGCGGAGAAUGGAAACUUCCAAAGGACGUGCUGACAAUGUUGGGAGUUCUUGAUGAGCCGACACCCGCUAUCACAGCCUCCACAAGUGCGCCAUCGACAACUGAGCCACUCGAUAAUUUUGUCGUUGGACCGAUUGGUUUGCUAGGUUUCGCCAGACUAAACAAUCACUGGAAUAAUGAAUCAUUAUCAUCGUUUCAUGAAAUGUUGAGAGAUAACAGCAGUAAAUAUGAUAUGCUUUUCUUCCAUUCCUACACUAUUCUCGAUGCAUUGGAACUGUCGAAAAAUGAUUCCAAUGAGAUUUAUGUGGUCAUGCUCUAUAUAGAUAGACUUUUGGAGGAGAAAGUUGAAGGGUUUGAUCUACAUCUUGAGACACUGCGAGACCUCAAAGAGAAUGAAUCAUUCUUCCGGAAUAUGGUAUUGCUGGGUGACUCGUAUUAUAAGACGAACGCAUCGGAAUACGAGGAAAUCAAAAGAAAGUAUUCUGAUGCUAGAUCUGGUGCACUUUUCAAUUAUUUCGACUUACUUGGAACCUUUUAUCAGAAUAGAUUCUCGUCGACUUGUGAAAUAAUUGAACGCGGCAUUUCGCAGAUCAAAAAGUUCAGUGACAACGAGUUUAAUGCUCUAUUGAAGUUUGUGAAAUUGGCAAUGAAUAUCGACAGGAAUGAACAGUAUGUUGUUGCUACAUCACUAGGCAAAUCGAUGACAGAUGAAGAAUGUUCGGAACUAUGGAAUCACUGGAAUCUGGAGGGAAGAAAGAAGGAAAUGGUAGAAGUUGUUAAGGCGAUGCAUGACAACUUUAAUUUGAACUCAUGUGGAAUUUGA